Durusdinium trenchii is the source of this 2907-nucleotide messenger RNA. Lineage: Eukaryota; Dinophyceae; Suessiales; Symbiodiniaceae. The record is from the annotation of a GenBank genome assembly.
AUGCCCUCCGCGUUCUUCUACAUUGACCAGAUCUAUGCUGCUCUCUUUUUGAUUGAGCUCGUGCUGCGGAUGAUCUCGGAAGGAGGCCCCCCCUUCUUCUUCAAGUCUCCUAACAUCGCAUGGAACUACUUGGAUUUAAUGAUCAACGCCACCUCAGUCCUGAAUUUGGUCUCCGCAGUUGCCAGCACCUCAAACCAGGACGCUGAGACCAUCAAGGCAUCUGGAAACAUGCGCAUUAUCCGCAUCCUACGAUUGACAAGGAUUAUUCGAGUGGUGCGCAUUGUGAAGAUUGUCCGCUUCAUCAGGGCCCUCAGGUCUUUGGUUGACUCGAUCUUCUGUACCAUGAAGGUCUUGCUGUGGUCAGUCCUUCUCCUUGUGAUGAUCAUGUAUGUCUUUGCGAUUGUCUUCACCGAUGUGAGCAGCGAGUAUUCUCGUGGUUUUGAGGAGAUCAGUGAAGCUAACUUAAAAUUCAUUCGGGAACACUUCCUGGAUUUGGAGCGGUCAAUCAUGACAUUGUUCCAAAGUAUUUGCAAUGGGAUUGCGUGGGGUGAAGUGGCCGACAAGUUGAAUGAGCUGAGCCGUAUUUGGGGCUAUCUCUAUGUGACAUACAUUGCAUUCUGCCUUUUCGCGGUCCUCAAUGUAAUGACUGGAAUGUUCUGCCAAUCUGCAAUCGAAAGUGCUGAACGCGACCAAGAGCUACACAUUCAAACCGUUCUGAGCACCAAGCAGCAACAGAUUGAGACGUUCAUGUCCAUGUUUGAGAGGCUUCAGCACGACCUUGGACGAAGACCUACUGGUAACCUGACCUUCAUGGAGUUUGAGGAACUGUUUUGCAAACCGCACAUCCGUUCAUUUUUCGAGGCCUUGGACGUGGAGACAAAGGAUGCGUGGACCCUGUUCAACCUCAUGGAUGUCUCAGGAAGUGGUGAUUUGGAGGCCUCGGAGUUCGUCGAAGGUUGCAUGCGCCUCAAGGGCCCGGCCCGCGCCAUCGACGUCUCCUUGAUGAUACGCGAGCAGCGACGCACGCGGAAGAAGCUCUUGGGCCGCUUGGCGGCGCUGUUGACCCGGUUGCACAGGUCACGUGUGCCGAUGCAUACUCCAGUGGAGUCAGAGACGAAUGACUGGACCGCCGAUUGGGAGAGCCGUAUGGAUGCACUCCUGCUCGCCAAUAACGUGGAGGACGGCGGUGAGGGAACUCUUUCAGGAACGUUAUCGUCCUAUUGGGAGGCCCAGCUCAGCGCGUCAACUCCUAUGCCUUCCAGCCCAAGGGCACGGCCGCCGAGUGUGAUUCAUGCGGAGAUUCCUGAAAACAAAGCGGUGCCUCCCAACUUCCGGGAUCGAGAGAAGGCAAGCUCCUCCCGCCUCUCUCGUUCCUCCUUGGCCUCUGGUCGCUCCCGACUGUCCAAGCAGUCGGCGACGGCCUCGACUGUGUCGGACUCGGUCUUCGGGCGGAUGUUCCACGUGACGCGGAAACCGCGAGUGGCUCGGAGCUGCGCUGCUGCGGUGGACUCGGUGGACGUGUCCAUGACCUCCUUUGAUACGAAUGAAGAACAGAUGCACAAAGAGACCCUCAGGGAGUCCCAGAAGAAGCGGAGGACACAACAGCAGGAGCACCUUGGGCAGAAGAAGCGGUGGAGUGUGGUCGCUUCUUGGAGCUUUGAAGCCUUCUUCGCUUUGGCCAUUUUCUCCAACUCCAUUUUUAUUGGUGUGGAGGUGCAUUAUGCAGCACAUCAUGCCAACAGCUCGAUGCCACCCGUCUUUUUCUACAUUGACCAGAUCUAUGCAGGUCUCUUUUUGGUCGAGCUCGUGCUGCGAGUCAUGGCAGAAGGAAGGCCAUUCUUCUUCCGCUCUCCGAACCUCGCAUGGAACUACUUGGAUUUGAUGAUCAACGCCACCUCAGUCCUGAAUUUGGUCUCCGCGGUUGCCAGCACCUCUAGUGAGGACACUGAGACCAUCAAGGCAUCUGGAAACAUGCGCAUUAUCCGCAUCCUCCGAUUGACGAGGGUCAUUCGAGUCGUACGGAUUGUGAAGAUUGUUCGCUUUAUCAGGGCCCUCAGGUCUUUGGUGCAUUCGAUCUUCGGUACCAUGAAGGUCUUGCUUUGGUCGGUCCUUCUCCUGAUCAUGAUCAUGUAUGUCUUCGCCAUCGUGUUUACCGAUGUCAGUAACGAAUAUUCAAGCGGCUUCGAAGAGAUCAGCGAAGAGCAUUCUCAAUUCUUGCGGAAGCACUUCUUUGACCUGGAGCGAUCGAUUAUCACAUUGUUCCAAAGUAUUUGCAACGGGCUCAAUUGGGGUGACGUUGCAGACAAGCUGAAUGAGCUCAGCCGUGUUUGGGGCUAUCUCUAUAUAAUUUAUAUCGCAUUCUGCAUGUUCGCAGUCCUGAAUGUGAUGACUGGUAUGUUUUGCCAAUCUGCGAUUGAAAGUGCCGAGCGAGAUCAAGAACUGCACAUCCAAGCAGUCCUGAGCACGAAGCAACAGCAAAUCGAGACCUUCAUGUCCAUGUUCGAAAUGCUUCAGCAAGACCUGGGUCGAAGAGCGACCGGCAAUUUGACCUUCAUGGAAUUUGAGGAACUCUUUGACAAACCACACAUUCGUUCCUUUUUCGAGGCCUUGGAUGUGGAGACGAAGGAUGCAUGGACCCUCUUCAACCUCAUGGAUAUCUCAGGCAGUGGUGAUUUGGAGGCCUCGGAGUUCGUCGAAGGGUGCAUGCGCCUCAAGGGCCCCGCCCGCGCCAUCGACGUCUCCCUGCUUUUACGCGAGCAGCGACGCACGCGGAAGAAGCUCUUGGGCCGCUUGGUGGCUGCGGUGGGAAGCCUGGAUGGUUCACUCAAUGCCCCGAGUCAAGGCAGAGGGAGAAUAGCAGUCUCAACUCAUCAUACCCAACUCUCAGCUAGAGACAUAGAUAGCUGA